Messenger RNA from Caenorhabditis auriculariae, 6983 nucleotides. NCBI's taxonomy places the organism in Eukaryota, Metazoa, Nematoda, Chromadorea, Rhabditida, Rhabditidae. The record is from the annotation of a GenBank genome assembly.
AUGGAGGAAGGAGAGAGCCGUACCAUGUUAGGAGGUAGGCGGGGCUUGGCUGAGAGACGGUUGCACGGCGCGGAAUGGUUGCGUCGUCCGCCAUAUGGAAGUCGUUUGUGGGCAGCUCCUUUCUCGAGCUCUCCACUACCUUCUUUGUCGCCUUCUCAGUCUGAUAGGCUCGAGGUUCUUGUAUACAUGUUGUAUAUAUUCUUGAACUUCUUUCAUAAAAAAAGGCUGGGAAAGUUUUCUCCAUUUCUUAAACUACCUGAGAAAUAAAGCUAUCACUAUUUUCUCCAACUUUUUUUUUCCCUGUCCUGCAAAAAAAGAUCUAUAUUUUUUUAUCAUCAGAAAAUUUUUUUAGUAAGGCUACGUAGUAUUUCAAGGAAAAAUUGAAUUUAUACGAGAAAUUCAUGCAUAGGAAAAGUAAGCAAAACGAAACAUGGAUUCCUAAAAUUAGUUCAUCUUUUUUGUAAAGCUCUUUUUGAUUUUCGGAAAAACUGGUUAUGAUGAGUAAUUUAAUGCUCUAUUUUUCUUCAAAAAAAUUUUUUUAAAGUAGAAAAAUCAGCAUAUCUCAUUGAAGACCGACGUUAAAAAAAGAGUUCUCCCUCAAAAUACUAUGAAAUUUUCUUGUCAUCAUAAUAAACUGUCAACGGGCGAUUUUUUUUUCCAUAUGAAGUUUAUCUUUUUCUUUUCGAAGCUUCGUUAUUCUUCUUCUUUGUUUGAAUAAGCAAGAAAAGUUUUCUAAAUUGGGAAAAUUUUUUUUCUAAUCCCGUUUCAAUUUUUCGGAACGUUUUCUGAGAAAAAUCCAAAUUUACCAAGUAUCAAAUAAAGUUUUUAAUUUCUAUAGUUCUCAACUUCUAUCAUUUGGCACAACACCAACUUUCUUUCUUGUUGUCUAUGUACCAAAGGACGCCUCUUUAUCUCAACAACAAGACGUUUUACGACGCGUCCUGUGCCUACUGUCCCAAGCUGCGUUGCCUUGACCUAGCUCCCAAACUCCCAAGCGCAUGACACAUCUGUCGUUGACAAGGCAAGGGAGAGAUAGAGAGAGUUGUCGAGAGCUGCUCUUGAGGUAUAAUUGCUGGUCUCUGCGUGCUUGCGGGAAAGUUGGACGCCUAGAUCCCGAGCGUCUUAUUGAUGAGGUGUGCCAAAGGAAUGACGCCGCCUCGAUGUGACAAUGAUCCGUCGAGGCACCAAUGGCUAACUCCGAGAAGGCGGGGCUUGCCGUUCGGGACCUGGUAUCAAACCGAUCUAGUCAUUCGGGUGCUUCGGAUUGUCCCGAGCUGGUCGCUCCUUCUUCUUCCUCUUGUUCCUUUUCUCGCGUUGUUUUUCGUUUAUUCUUUUGUAUCCCGAUGUGGCCUGUUAUAAGUCGAACUGUUUGCAGCCAUGAGCUUAACGGGUCCGCCAGGUAUACCGCCGUUAACUCUAGACAUGUUCAACAGCUUCGUCGCUCAAAACUUUGCCACAGUUCCUCCUCCUCCGAAUGUAAGUUUCAUUCUAAUUCUAGCACCUAAGUUAUCAAUGUGCUCAACUUGAAGCUUUUCUAACUUCUCGAUGAUCCAAUGAAGUUUGAAUCAAAUUUUUCUGGAUUAUCUCUCGUCUUACAUUUCGGUGCUUAUCUCACCUCAAAAACUUGACAAAACUACUUUUCUGGUCUUUCAGUUUGGAAUACUUGAGCAAUACUAUUCCAUUUCUGUUCAGUGCUGUGAAAAUAAAUAAAACUUUGGAAAACUCAGGAGCCACAAGCGAAACGAGGACGUUAUGACGCGUGGACCGCCAGCAGUGGAAGCAGUGGAAGCAGUCCCACACAACUCGAAGAGGCCCAAAUGGUCAGUUUGAAAAAAAGACAAGAUUCCCAUACGCAUGAACCUUUCAAAGAGCUUAUAAACCAAACAAUACAGUUUCUGAAGUAGGCGAUUGUUACCCAAUCCGCUCUCUAGAAAAAUGGCGCCUUUGUGAUUUGGCGGCCGCUCAAUGGGUGAUCAGUUUUCACGUAGUCACUUGAAACCCUCGACUAUCUUGAACAAAUAAACGAAAAACGGCUGACUUUUGAAGGCUUCGAAUGCGGCCAACGCGACGGCACCUCCACAACGUCAGACUGGAGAAAGUGGCAGUGUUUCUGAAGACGAGUCUCAAAAUUCCCGGGAUGGACCGAAAGAUGGUCAGUUUCACAUUCAAAACAUUCUCGCUGAAAAUCAUCACUUUUUGAACUUAUUAAAUCUCAAUAUUUUUCAGCUACGAACGCUCCAAGCGCUACAGGCUCAAUGGAAAGCUCUGCAGUUCCUUCUCCCAAACCUCUUCCUUUAGUAAUUGACCCGAACGAGUUGAUUCACCAGGAAUCCAAGUUCUACAGGUGGAAGAACACGAAUGAGUCCGUUAUUAUGAGUCAUUUUUUCAGCUUCCUGGAGUUUGACGAGACUUUCGAGAAGUGGAAGCGUCAGUACAUGCAUCCGUUCCGCGUCGCGUCUUCCGAAGCGCUUCGAGAGCCCGAUGGAACCAUCAACCAGACCUUCAAGUACCGCUACGUCGUCUUCCACUGCGCUCACUACGGCGAGCCUCGGAUGCGCGGUCAGUUAGCUUAUCAAUGAUAAGAAGGGCGCAGAAUUGAGUAAUUUAUUGGGUCUUUGAUAAGAAAAAAAAGAGAAUGCUUUUUAAUAGAAACUGAUAGAAAAAAAGUUGGAUCUUCCUGUUCGCGAGAUGAACUUACGAGUUUAAAAUAGGCAUCGUAUCUGAACUUGAGAGUUCAUUUUCAACAAAACUCUUCUUGUUUCAACAUUAUUUUCUCAACACAUCUCUGAUUUCCAAUAGGUGACGUCACGGCUCAUUCUCAAUACUCUUCUUUCGCGUUUUAAAAUCAAGUACAGCCUUCGUAUCAGCUUGAUCUGCCCUAAAGAACGAAUCGGUUAUAAAUCUUCUUGUGUUUUCUCAAAAUUCAAAUGACGUCACCAACGCUUCGAAAAGCUUUCCUUCUCGCAGCUCUCCAUUUUUGAUUGACUCAACACGGAUUUUGACAUUGUCGCCGUGUGUAGCGAAAAAUGAGGAAAAAGGAAGAUGGGCCUGCUGCUGGACGGCGAUUGCGUAAACACACUUGUGCAUUCGCAGAUCAAAGCGGCGUAGGCGACACCGUAUGCCGUGCCUCGACGUAGAGACGCAGGAGGACGGCAGCGCCCAUAUAGAUCAUAAUUAAUAAUCGCCGAAUCGGCAUCUUCUUUGGAGCUCAACAGAGACGUCGUCUUGCAAAAGUUAUGUGGCAGCAUGGCGUCCUCUUUCUUUUGAGUAUGGUAGAUCAUUGUGUCCAUUAGAAGUCUCCAAACCUACUCUUCGCUCAAUUUGGCAUACAUUGAAUGACUCAUAGUUUAGCUUUUCCAUCAAUUCUAUUGCAUACUGCUACUCUCCGGAUGUUUCUUUUCGGAAACAGAUGUCCCCAUCAGGAUUUUUCAUUAGUUGACUUGUCAACUAGACUGUGAAAUUGUCAUUUCGACUCCUGAAAAUGAAGUGAUUGCACCCUGCUGGUUGUACAGACCGCAAUUUCGUCGUCAACCGUACAUGUUGGUAUUCGGAGAGUCGCCUCUCCUCGAUUCGCGUGCUGUUUCGUGGUUGGCAGCCAGCUGUUGCGCGAAUGCUCCACGCGCUUCUCAACACGGUAAUUAAACGUGCGGAGGACGACGUCUUCUGGAUGACCAACAGCCGUUUGGCAUAUUUUUUCUGCCUGGAAGGAGAGGCAGAGAAAAAAAAACUACUAACUGCGCGCCAACCGCAAUUGUGCACCUGUUGGCUUCACUGUGACGUCUCAACUAUUUCGAGGCAUAUAAUCGCAGAUUCAGAGUCAAGGUCGACUUGUUUUCUUUUCUCCGGAAAAGUAUUGAAGACUGUGUUUUAUUUGGAAGCAAAAAUUAGCUAGAGGUCCUUCUUGUGUCAAAUAUCCACUUCUCACUUGGACCCCUGCUGAGACUUUUUUUUUUCUUGACGAUGGCUGUAACGGCGUUUGAGGACAUCACGCUGCGAAGACGUGACAUUUGUUUCUGUAUUUGGUGAAUCCGUGAAUUUCGAAGACGACAAUUUAUCUUCGGGCAGAUGUGUGCACGGUGUGAGGUUGCGUGUGAUUGUCUUUAGUUGGGAUUUGAGUGAAAUGCACCGGGCUCUCGUCACUGUUUGAAAUUUGGUCCUUAUAAAUUCAAGAAUUUUCAUCAAAUCAUUCUUCUUUUUCAGUUGAGAUGAAGAAGAUAUGGAAUAAUUUUGCAUAUAAUAAAUUAAUUAUUAAUUUUUCUGCUUAAUUGGGUUCACUCUUGUAUCUGGCUACCAUUCUUUGGCCGCCUUUUUCUUUUAUGACGUCGCGGAUUAUGCCGCCACGAGAAAAAAAAACAGUCACACAGCUGCUCGGUGUCCUAUUGUGAGAACGGCCGACCUCUCGUGCUCAUCCUUUUGUGUAGAUCCGAGGUGGCUGUUGCGCACCUCCUCAAAUCGUUUAUGUGGCUUUCCUGGUUAUUAGAUGCUUGAUAAAUGUGAAAACCUCGCAAAAAUUUCUAUUUUUAUUUUGAUUAAAAAAAAACUUUGAUAAAAAUGAGUUUGAUUCAAAAUCUCUUGGGGAAAUUGGAAAAUUUUCAUCAACGCUCGGGUACAAUUUUCAAAAACGUCAGCGAAAAUAUUCAAAUUUCUUCUCGCGAGACGGCUGCUCGCUGUUGCGGCUCGAGAACAAAGACUUUCCCUUUUAUGGACAUUUCCGAGAAGGCGCCUGGUGCCAGCAGGGCUUGGCAUGUCGAAGAGUUAGCUUUUUGAAUUAUCUUUCGAAGAAAAAUAAGGUUCUACUCUGAGCUUGUUUCAAAUAGUAAAGAGAAGAAACUGCAGCCUUUUUUUCAUUUCGAAUUGAGUCGUGACCAAAAUUGUUUUAAAAAUUGCAAGAUCUUUCAAAAAGAUGAGAGAGAUUUAGUGCUUCUCUUGGUGUCUUAUCUCGACUUGACUGGUCCUAAAUGAGCUCAAACAAACGACGUGCUCAUUCCGUCAUGUUGAGAUUAACAUCACCCCACAAGGCCAGUAUUAAUUACCCGCAAUUAUCCUCUCCAUUGAGGAUACGGUAAUCGAAGCCUUGCUACAAGAUUUACUUAUCCUCAAUUGAAAGUCAUGGAAAAUACGUAAUUUAAUGAAGUAAAACCGGGAGGUAUAAGGAGAUUUAAACUGAACUUUUUCCUAAUUUUUUCUUUUUUGUUCUGAAAAUUAUUAAUUGAAAAAAAUUAGCUUUUUAUUGAGUUUCGGAGCGUUUAGUUGUUUUCCUCGUAGAUUAAGACGUUUGCGGCGUCCAGCGGUGGGCAGCUGGCACGUUUUUAAUCUACGAGUUUUAAUGCGCUGUGGCCCCUCCUUGCGAUAUGAUUUAUGGCGCGCUGACCAUCGGAAGAAGCCAUCGUGAUUUUUUGACAAAUAUCUUUUUCAGGAAUCGGAAAACGUCCCAAUCAGAACUACCUACCAUGCGGAUGCGGAGCCAUGUUGCGUCUCAACUACAGCUUCAACGAUAAGGUUAGAAAAUAUCAGAAAUGCAAAACUUACGAUGAUUUUGCAGUGUCUGAAGAUCACCACCUUGAAUCCGAUCCACAACGGCCACGAAGUCUCGAUGGAGAUGUACUUGAAAGUCGCCCAGAAGAUCCGCCGCAGCGUCGCCGCCGAUCACCGUCGCGCUUCCUCCGGAUUCGCUGUCAAGGCCGAAGAGUCGCAUCAGACGACGCCGUCGCCCCUGUCGCAACGCAACGCGGCGACUCCCCUCGGCGACCGCAAGCCCCAGCUGCCGACGGCUUCUGUCAUGGCUCCUCCCGCGGCCCCAGUCGCCAUGAACCUGAUGCAGCAGCAGUUCAUGCAGCAGCAAAUGGCCUUCGCCGCCGCCGCCGCUCAGCAGCAACAGGCCCAGGCCUCGGCCUUCUCGCCGGCCCUCGCCUCUUCCCAAGUCACCCAGAUGGCCAUGGCUCAGUAUCUCCAGCAGUACCAGGUAUACUUUUGUCAAUUCGUUGGCGAUUUAUUGAAAAUUAGUAUUAUCAUUGAACAAGGGUUUUAGUUAGAUGAUAUCCUGUUUGCUCAACUUAAACAAGAAGUCUGGAUUUUUUUUGAAUCACAUUAUCUCAUGCAUGAUUGAAAGAGAAAUCGAAACAAUUGUACGAAGGAUUAUUGACAAGUGUUUGCAGAUGAUCCAGUACCUGACUCAGCAGAAGGAGAACAUGUCGAACGCUGCGGCGGCAGUUGCCGCGGCUGCGUCUCCGGCUGUCCCCUAUCCGGCGCCCGCUUCGUUCCCGUCUUCUUCGUCUGGAUCGAAGAGGCCCUGGUCCGCCGUCGUCGCCGCGUCUCCCGAAGGAACGGCCACCGAACAAGCUCAGCAGACUUCCUACGCUUCUGCGCCGCUUGCCGAGUCUGUGGUUCGUUUUUCAAUCUCAUUUGAAUUAUUUCCUAGAAUUUCUGAUCUCAGUUAUGCCUCUUUCAGUACAUCCGCCCGCCAUCCAACUUGCCGGCUCCGAUCCCCAUCCGACCUGCCGCCGCUCCUGUGGCAGUGGCCGCUCCUAUCGAGAGUCCGCCUGUCUUGGAGGCCCAGAGAGCUCAGGAAAACGUCGAAGUUCAGGUUGGUAAUCAAUAAAUCGGUUUAGUCUGAUUCUUUGAGGGAAAAUUAAAUACGGACAUCAAAAAAGCUUUGAAAAACUUUUACCACAUUAAAAACCUAUUUGAUAUUAUUAAUAUUAACAAAAAUUUAGCCCGUUAAAACUUUUUUCUGCUAGAUAUUGAGUUCAUCUUUUUCUCUCAUUUUUGUUCAAUUUGAUUGAUGGCUGUGUUCGAUUAAAAUGAAUCUAGAAGAUGAUACUGAACUCAUAAAUUUGCAGAAAGAGACGGAACGACCGUCGCAAUCGGAGAUUUCUUCUUUGUUGGCCGAUGGCCAACGUCUUCUGGUCACCGGCGACGAGACGACGUCGCGCACUCGCAUGGAGCAACUUCGCGCUCUCAUCACGCACUGGGAGCAGUGCUAA